Messenger RNA from Morus notabilis, 1008 nucleotides. RefSeq names its product L-ascorbate peroxidase 2, cytosolic. Gene Ontology annotation, molecular function: peroxidase activity; heme binding. Bases 77 to 766 code for a protein of 229 amino acids. The transcript has 9 exons. The record is from RefSeq and is a predicted model, not a curated record. NCBI's taxonomy places the organism in Eukaryota, Viridiplantae, Streptophyta, Magnoliopsida, Rosales, Moraceae. Gene Ontology annotation, biological process: cellular response to oxidative stress; hydrogen peroxide catabolic process; response to reactive oxygen species.
AUCGACUCGUCGUGAAUUCAGUCUUCAGUUCUUCUGAUUUGUUUCCUCUCAUUCAACAUUCCAAGUUCGUCAGGAAAUGGGGAAGUCGUACCCGAAAGUGAGCGAGGAAUACCAAAAGGCCGUAGAGAAAUGCAAGAGGAAGCUUCGAGGCCUCAUCGCUGAGAAGCACUGUGCUCCUAUCAUUCUCCGACUCGCAUGGCAAUCAGCUGGCACUUUCGACGUGAAGACGAAGACUGGAGGGCCGUUUGGGACCAUCAGGCACCCGGCGGAGCUCGGUCACGUUGCAAACAAUGGCCUCGACAUCGCGGUCAGGCUGUUGGAGCCCAUCAAAGAGCAGUUUCCAAUCCUUUCCUAUGCAGACUUUUACCAAUUGGCUGGAGUUGUUGCUGUUGAAGUCACUGGAGGCCCUGAGAUACCUUUUCACCCAGGAAGACCCGAUAAACAAGAAUUACCACCAGAAGGUCGCUUGCCCAAUGCCACAAAAGGUUCGGAUCAUUUGAGAGAUGUUUUUGGCCAUAUGGGUCUCAGUGACAAAGAUAUCGUUGCCUUAUCUGGCGGUCACACCUUAGGUAGGUGUCACAAAGACCGCUCUGGAUUUGAAGGACCGUGGACAACCAAUCCUCUAAUUUUUGAUAACUCUUAUUUCAAAGAGCUUCUUAGUGGAGAGAAAGAAGGUCUUAUCCAGCUUCCAUCAGAUAAAGCUCUAUUAGAGGAUCCCAUCUUCCGUCCUCUUGUUGAGAAAUAUGUUGCAAUUUGCUGGUGCUGAGUAAGGUAAUGCCUGGCAUGUGUGGCAGCCUGUGUAAUGUGUACUAAAGUUCCCGUGUUUGCCAUUUCAUGCCAAGUUUCUUGAGUUUUGUUGUUGAAUUGCAUGUUCUUGUUAUGGAAAUAAGAGUCUCAUAACUCUCAGAAAGUUUAUUUGUUUCCAUUUAUUUGUAUGACUAAUGUAAUGUGUAAUUGAUAAUAUUAUGGGGUCAUGUAUGUAUGUGGGUUUCAAUGUAUGAGAUGAGC